Molecule: messenger RNA, 1085 nt
Organism: Micropterus dolomieu (smallmouth bass)
Lineage: Eukaryota; Metazoa; Chordata; Actinopteri; Centrarchiformes; Centrarchidae
Product: major histocompatibility complex class I-related gene protein-like
Exons: 6
Coding region: 1-1062 (353 amino acids)
Biological process (GO): immune response
Cellular component (GO): external side of plasma membrane
Source: RefSeq, a predicted model, not a curated record
AUGAAUACAUCAUAUUCACUGACUGUAUACCUUGUUUGUCCUGCAGUCAAACACACCCUGAAGUUUUUCUGGACUGCAUCUUCUGGAGUCCCAAACUUUCCACAGUUUAUGGGUGUUGUUAUGGUUGAUGACAUUCUGGCAGGUUACUGCGACAGCAACAAAAAUAUUCAACCAAAACAGGACUGGGUGAAAAAGAUUUUAGAAAAGGAUCCUCAAGAAUUGGAGUUGUACACUGGAGAGUGUUUUGAGAUUCAGCCAAACUCCCUCAAAGCCAAAAUUGACAUUUUGAAGCAGUCCUUCAACCGAAUUGGAGGUGUCCACAUUUUACAGAGGAUUAGUGGCUGUGAAUGGGACGAUGAGAGUGGAGAAGUUAAUGGUUUUAAUCGUUAUGGUUAUGAUGGAGAAGACUUCAUAUUAUUUGACCUGAAGACAGAAACAUGGAUCGCUCUGAAACCACAGGCUGGUCCCUUUAAACUGAAAUGGGAUGCUGAGGAAUCUAGAAUAACAUUCAACAAGCAGUUCCUCACUCAGAUUUGUCCUGGGUGGCUGAAGAAGUAUGUGGCCUAUGGGAGGAGCUCUCUGCUGAGAACAGACCUUCCUUCAGUGUCUCUCCUCCAGAAGACUCCCUCCUCUCCAGUCAGCUGCCACGCUACAGGUUUCUACCCUGACAGAGCCACGAUGUUCUGGAGGAAAGAUGGAGAGGAGCUUCAUGAGGACGUGGACCAGGGAGAGAUCCUCCCCAACAACGAUGGAUCCUUCCAGAUGAGUGUUGACCUGAAUCUUUCAUCAGUCACACCUGAAGACUGGAGGAGGUACGACUGUGUGUUUCAUCUCUCUGGUGUGAAGGACGACAUCAUCACCACACUUGACAAAGCAAAGAUCAGAACCAACUGGGGCAAAGAUGAGUCCAGAACCCCAAUUAUUGCUGUAGUGGUUGUUCUUGCUGUCGGCCUCAUUGCUGUUAUUGGAUUUACUGUUUACAAAAUGAAAAAAGCCAAUCGCCCUCCACCUCCUCCUGUCAACAGCUCUGAGCUCUCUGAGAGACUGAAGCCAGAAACAUGAUUGACAAACACCCCACCCUGCAC